GGUGGGGGCUUCCUUGGGAAGCACAGGGAUGAGUCACCAAGGGCCUGGGGAGUGGAGGGUGGAUAGGGUAUGGAGACCAGUCAUGCUGGGGUCUGCGGGGCGGCGGUGAAGUAACAAUGGAACACAGCCAAGCGAUGACAAGAGGAAUCGGCUCAGACACCAGGAAGACUUGGCCAGAGGCCCCCUGAGACGUGUUACCAAGCCUCUGAAGGGUUACGUGUGAAGACGGCCCGGGGCACAUGCGCUUUGCCUGAUGGAGGUAAGACUGAGAGUUAGCUGGAUGGACUCCACUUAGACGACAGGAAGGAACCGGCCUUGAGAAGCACGAGGUUUGAGUCCCAGGUUGGCUGGUGGUGUUUAGGCAUCGGUGGACAGAGCACCGAGCUGUCGCAAGAGGUACGUGCUCUCCAUCCCGCAAGAACGGGGCAGUUGGACCGGAGGCCUGUAGGGUCCUGUCCUGACCUUGAAUUCUUAGCACCCACAGCUGGGAGUGGGACUCGGUGUCUGGAGCGGGAGAGUCAGCGGGAUGGACUCCAGCCCCUCCCAGCCUCUUCCAGCCCCUUCUGUCAACCCAGAGGGAGGAGGAAAGGAGGAUCCCUUACCGACCCUAUCGAUUUCUUCGGUGUCUGCUUCUCGAGAGGGUCCCCUUGUCGUGAGGCAGGUGUCAGCCUGAGCAGGUGCUCAGUAUCUAUUAAACAGCAUGGCCUUUAGGUGGUUCUGGAAGGAGACUCAGAGAAAUAGCAGGAUGUGGGCCCUGUCGUCAGCGACUGGAGAGGGAGACCCAGCCUCAGGGCUCAGAGGAAGACAUGGAGGCCAAGAAGCAGGGCACAGGCGUCAGAGGUGGCCAUGGCCCCAAGUGCGUGGCCCCACAGCAUCCUAAGUGAGGCGUCUGUUGUUUUGAAUAAGCGAAGGGAGACUGAAAGAGCAGGGAGAACCUUGUAAGGUGUAAUCGUGGGGCUCCAGGGGGAAACACAAUGGCUUCUUGGGUGAGAGAAGUGAGGAGAUGGCCUAGGGCUUGCUUCGCUGGGAAGAACAGGAUCAAAGCAGGCUCAGAGGUAGGGGAGGUGGGAGGAGUGUGUCAGACCUGAGGGUGAGAACUGGCUGUAAGCCAGGAGGGUCACUACUGAGCACGGGGCAGGGUCUCUGCUCCUGGGGCAGUGGGGGCUUGGAGCCUCAGGCCAGAGGAUGGGCUUAGAACCUUGAGCCCAUGAUCAGCUUAGCAUCAGAGAUUUUGGCUUCCAGACCAUCUGCUUUAUCUGAAGACUUUCAGCUGAUGAGGAGCAGGGAAGCUCAAACACCAUCUUGUUGGAGUCGGGGACGGGUGACUUGAAGUGCACGUUCGUUCUCGGCAGGUACCCCCGGGGGAGGGGAGGACAAGAUGGCCCAGGAGCUCAACGAGAAGGAGCUGUUGAAGAUGGAGGUGGAGCAGCUGAAGAAGGAAGUGAAGAACCCAAGAGUUCUGAUUUCCAAGACGGGAAAGGAAAUCAAGGAUUAUGUGGAGGCGGAAGCGGGAAAUGACCCUCUUCUCAAAGGUGUCCCUGAGGACAAGAACCCCUUCAAGGAGAAAGGCGGCUGUGUGAUUAGCUGAUGGGCCUGGAGCCCGUCGCCCUGAAUGGCCGUCCCUUCUCAGCCCCACCCUUCACCAGGAAGCGAGUGUCCCCGGAAGCCCAGGGGACCGGGCAGUUUCCACCCUCUCUGGGCCACAGCAUGAGUGAGGACACCUGACCGCUCACUGGGGGUCCGUUCCCCAACCCCUUUGACUCUCCCCUCCCCCACCUGCUGGGUCACUGCUCUCCCAGGAGAGCCUGCCUGGUUCAGCGGCUGGUACCUUGUGCGGCCCCCUGGGACCCGAGACGGAAAUCCUUAGAGACAUUUACUCCUCCACAGAGAUGUCCUGUUUUCCCCUCCACUCUCUUCCCCAAACCGGCAUUCCUAGUCAGAGUAGUUUGGGUUGAGGUCCUGAGUGGGGCGGGGAGAGGGGGGGGGCCUUCUUCCCCAUCUCAUGUCCCAUCAUGUUAGUCACUUUAGAUCACCCCAGAGGGCCUGAGGACAAAAAGAGUCUGUAAAGUCAUGGUGUCAUGAUCGAUUUCAUAUUCUUUUUUUAAAUGUU
This is a messenger RNA of Hyaena hyaena (striped hyena), 2110 nucleotides long. RefSeq names its product G protein subunit gamma transducin 2 (gene GNGT2). The record is from RefSeq and is a predicted model, not a curated record. NCBI's taxonomy places the organism in Eukaryota, Metazoa, Chordata, Mammalia, Carnivora, Hyaenidae. Bases 1379 to 1588 code for a protein of 69 amino acids. Gene Ontology annotation, biological process: G protein-coupled receptor signaling pathway. Gene Ontology annotation, cellular component: heterotrimeric G-protein complex. The transcript is spliced from 3 exons. Gene Ontology annotation, molecular function: G-protein beta-subunit binding.